Molecule: messenger RNA, 873 nt
Organism: Solanum pennellii
Lineage: Eukaryota; Viridiplantae; Streptophyta; Magnoliopsida; Solanales; Solanaceae
Product: thiosulfate sulfurtransferase 18
Exons: 6
Coding region: 233-622 (129 amino acids)
Molecular function (GO): catalytic activity
Source: RefSeq, a predicted model, not a curated record
UUUGCUCAUAUUAAUUUUUGUGCCACAGCGUCAGUAGCCUACACGCACGAAACAUAGUGCCGUAAACAACAGACGGCAAAAUCAAAAUCCACUGGCUUUUCUGUUCCAGAUGCCAAUUAAUUUUCAUUCACAAAACAAUCGAAAACGCCAAUAGAUUCAACAGCAUUUACUGAAAGUCAAAGUUUCACUUUGAAAAAAUUCUUGUAUAAAAGUACAACUUCCAUUUAUUGUCAUGGCAACAAGUCAACUUGGCUCAGGAGCAGAGGUUGUCACAGUAGAUGUUCAUGCAGCUCGUCAACUCAUCCAAUCUGGAUACCGUUAUGUUGAUGUUAGGACAGAAGAAGAAUAUAAGAAAGGGCAUGUACACAACUCUUUGAAUAUUCCCUAUAUGUUUAAUACUCCACAAGGUAGGGUGAAGAAUCCAAAAUUUAUGGAGCAGGUAUCUUCAGCGUGCGACAAAGAAGAAAAACUAAUUGUGGGAUGUCAAAGUGGUGUGAGGUCCCUGUAUGCUACUACUGAUCUUGUUAAUGCUGAAUUCAAGCAUGCGAGCAACAUGGGAGGUGGGUAUCUGGCUUGGGUGGAGAAUGGAUUUGCUGUAAACAAACCACAAGAUGAGCUUUGAUCACCUUAAUUGCAGCAGUUUCGCUGGAGAUCAACUGUAAACAAAUUAAUCACCUACCAAUAAAUUGUUCAUUAGAAUCAAGCAUGUAUUUUCUCUAUUUGUCCACCCACGUGUGUAUUCGCCUCCGCUUCGAAACAGAGGCGAACCCACGGGAUCACAUGUGAUGCAUCUUCGAAUUUUAUUAACUUUUUUAUUUGAACCUUAAAAAUAUUAAAUGAAACGGGCUAGCUAAUUUCGAAUUUAUGACUUCA